This is a messenger RNA of Cynoglossus semilaevis (tongue sole), 3457 nucleotides long. RefSeq names its product intraflagellar transport 70 (gene ift70). Gene Ontology annotation, biological process: intraciliary transport. NCBI's taxonomy places the organism in Eukaryota, Metazoa, Chordata, Actinopteri, Pleuronectiformes, Cynoglossidae. Bases 105 to 2099 code for a protein of 664 amino acids. The record is from RefSeq and is a predicted model, not a curated record. The transcript has 20 exons. Gene Ontology annotation, cellular component: intraciliary transport particle B; axonemal microtubule. Gene Ontology annotation, molecular function: intraciliary transport particle B binding; protein binding.
GUAGUUCGGCUCUAAUAGCCGUUAGCAUGUUAGCUCGAUAGUACGAUGUGUGUAACGGAACUUGGUCUUUUUUACAGUUGCGUAAAACAGACGGUUUGAAAAACAUGACGACAAUAAAAGACGGCGAGUUCACGGCUACCAUUUAUAAAUUGAUUAAAGAAAGCCACUACAAUGAGGCCAUUCACAUUCUCAAUGCUCAGCUGCAGAAACACACAAAGUCCAGGGCAGCGCUGUCUCUGCUGGGUUACUGCUACUACCACAUCCAGGACUUCAGCAAUGCUGCCGACUGCUACGAGCAGCUCACACAGCUCCACCCAGAGGUGGAGGACUACAAGCUCUACUACGCCCAGUCCCUGUACAAGUCCGGCGCCUUUCCUGAGGCCACGAAGGCCACGUUCGCCCUGGACAACAGCAGCAACCACACUAAGAUGCUGAAGCUCCAGUCCUGUAUCAAAUACUGUGAAGAAGAUUAUUCUGCUGCCAAGUCUCUGCUGGAGCAGCUCCCCCAGGACGACCCAGACUACAUCUACAAUCUGGGCUGCCUCCUCUACCAGGAUGGGAAGUAUGAGGACGCCUGUAAGAAGUUCAUGUCCGCCUUACAAGUGCUGGGAUACGUGCCUGCACUGUCCUACAACGUGGCUCUGUGUCACUACAGCCUGAAGAACUACGACCAGGCCCUCAAACACAUCGGAGAGAUCAUAGACCACGGCAUCAGGCAACAUCCAGAGCUGAGUGUAGGGAUGGCCACUGAAGGCAUCGAUGUCCACAGUGUGGGAAACACACUGGUGCUUCAGCAGACGGCGUUGAUAGAAGCCUUUAACCUCAAAGCCGCCAUCGACUACCAGCUGAAGAAACUGAAAGAAGCUCAAGAGGCUUUGACAGACAUGCCACCCAGAGCAGAAGAGGAACUCGACCCAGUCACGCUCCACAACCAGGCGCUGGUCAACAUGGACACCAAGCCUUCAGAGGGGUUUGAGAAGAUGGCCUUCCUUCUGCAGCAGGCGUCAUUUCCUCCGGUCACCUUUGGAAACCUACUGCUGCUCUACUGCAAACAUGAGUACUUUGACCUGGCAGCUGACGUCUUGGCAGAAAACGCUCACCUCACCUACAAAUUUCUCUCCCCGUACAUGUACGAGUUCCUGGACGCCCUGUUGACCUGUCAGACUGCACCAGAGGAGGCAUUUAGGAAAUUUGACGAGAUGAACGCCAAACUGACCGAACAGCUGCGGAAACUGAGCAAACAGCUGCAGGAGUCCAGAUUGGCUCGUGACGAUGAAGCUCAGAAGAAAACACUGGCCGAAUAUGACCUGAUGCACGAGAAGUACAUCGUGGUCCUCAUGGCUCAGGCCAAGAUCUACUGGAACCGAGAAAAUUUUCAGAUGGUGGAGAAGAUCUUCCGCAAGUCCAUGGAUGUCUGCAACGAGUACGACACCUGGAAGCUGAACGUGGCGCACGUUCUCUUCAUGCAGAACAAGUACCAAGAGGCCAACGGCUUGUACGAAUCCAUCGUCAAGAAGCACUACGAUAACGUGGAGCAGUGUAACAUUCAGGAGUGUCCCUGCAAGUGCAAACCCUCGAUUCUGAACGUGAGCGCUGUGGUCCUGGCCAACCUGUGUGUGUCCUACAUCAUGACCAGUCAGAACGAGGCGGCAGAGGAGUUGAUGAGGAAGAUCGAGAAAGAGGAGGAGCAGAUUUCCUACGAUGAUCCAGACAAAAAGGUCUUUCACUUGUGCAUCGUGAACCUGGUGAUCGGGACGCUGUACUGCGCUAAAGGAAACUACGACUUUGGGAUUUCAAGAGUCAUCAAGAGCCUGGAGCCGUACAACAAGAAGCUGGGAACAGACACGUGGUUCUACGCCAAACGUUGUUUCCUCUCUCUGCUGGAGAACAUGUCCAAACACAUGGUGAUGCUGCGAGACGCUGUGGUUCAGGAGUGUAUUCAGUUCUUGGAGCACUGUGAGGUCUACGGGAGGGAGGUUCCAGCCAUGAUCGAACAGCCGCUGGAGGAAAGCCCGGUCCACAUCGGUAAGAACACCGUCACCUACGAGGCUCGUCUGGUCAAGGCGCUUUUCUACGAGGUCAUUGGCUGGAACAAGUGAUGUCGUCAUCGUCGUUGAUGCUUUAAUGAACCAAACAACAGGGACUGACUGUGGCCAGAGAUGGCGCUCUGACAAGGAGAAGGUGAAGUCAGCAGUGAACAUUAACGCACAGAACAAAACACAGACAGCGAGUCCAGACCUGGACCUGAACCCAAGACCGUCUUUCCUCAUGUUUGAACUCAGUCUCUGUCCCUCAGACAUGAGCUGUGACGGGACAUGACUUUGGUAGAAAACGUUAAAAUAUUUUGUAUUUAUUUAGUCUUUACCAAAAUAGUGAUAGGUUUAAAAAAAACAUAUAUAAAUAUACACAAAAGGCACAUCUAUAUUUAGCUGUUUUUAUAUUGUAAUAUACUUAUUAUUAAAAGUGUUUAAAAGGUUUGUGCAACAUUUUUGACUAGUGAUUAACUUUUAGUAAGUUCUUAAUCCUUCAGCUCAUGUCUAAUAUUUUCCUCCUCUUUUUUUUUUUUAGCUUUUUUAUUGACUAAUCAUUGAAUUCUCUUUAGAGUGAAACACAGACCUGGACAUGUUUACUUUGGUUAAACCAGAUCGAAAGAUGAAAGGUCAGAUCACUGUGUUCUCCCUCUCUCCCCCCUUCCUCUCUCUCUCUCUCUCACACACACACACACACACACACACACACACGCAGCAGAGGAAAAUGUUUAUUAAUUCUAAAUGUUUGUGCCUCUGUUCAUCAAACCAUCAAAACCAAACUCCCAGAUUUGGUUUUAUUCAUUAAUCCUUAUCUGAGUCAACAACAGUUUAUGUUACACACACACACACACACACACACUCUUAUUGUGACACUUCUCUGUGGUGAGCUACGAUUUUGCAAGGGUGUCUAACAUGAUGUAACAGCUGUGGUUUUCUGCUCAGUUCAGACAGAAAAACACCGUGGGACUAAAGUAAACUCGAUGUAUUCAAUGAGGUUUCAAAUGUUGAUUAACUUUCUAAAACGACAGUAAAUCUCAGUUUAUCUGGGAUGGCCUUGGAAUAAAAUGUAUAUGUGUGUCCACCAGGGGGCUCUGGACACAUUUUAUAACUAGACCAAAACCCUUAGACAGGUAAAAAGAUAGGUAAGGUACAUGUUAGCAGAGAAGAAAGCAGAAAGGAAGUCAAAACAUUUUAAAAAUGGUUAGAUACACAAUGAAUAAGAAUGACAAGCUAAAUGUUAGCCAUAACAUUGAAGGGUAAUUAACAUAGCUCAAAGAACAAGAAUAAAACAUAACAUUAUCAUCAUGAUGAAGCAAAGCUUGUUGACAGCACAGAUAAAAACUAACAGCUAGAAGUAAAGAUUAGUGUAAAUGUUGUUUAAAGUUGAUCCAGAUCAACAGCAGGAAACAGGAAAUGACAAACAAAAU